GAGGCCCUACUUCAAGAAUUAUAGAAUUAGUGCCCACUACACUAGUGCAGUCUACCGAAUUCGCCAUUAGACUACUUUGGAGCACUUUGGAGUAUUCAUAAACUCUUGAAUUCUUGACUAGAACGUCUGGCACUUCGUCUGGAAGCAGACGUCGUUUGAAGUAGCUUAAAUUAAAUCAGUCAGCCAGCAAGAAUUCUGACAUCAUGGCUCUGCUGCCAAAAGAGUCUGCGAAGCUAAUCGCCGGCUUGGCGAAGGAUGUAUUCAUCGAGCAGGCAGGCGUAAAGAAACUGGCAUUGGCAAUCCUCGACGGUUUAAAGACUAGUAAGAUCAGCAAGGGCAAUUUCUCACAGAUCAGAUUUCACCCCAAGCCUGACGAUCCCAGGGCGGCGGACUGGAUAUUCGUGCUGGACACGUUGAACUUCUCGUUUUGGACCGAGACCGGCGCGGAAAAGUGGAGUGUCAAUGGAGAGACUGGCUACUUUGCGUUCUGUGCCGCUGUAAGCCGAGCCAUCGACGAAGGGAAACCUAUGUGGGAUCCCAAGUAUUAUUCGCAAAUAACGCAGCAAGAUGCAGAGAUUAUUUUCCGAGGUGAAGACGAUGUACAAAUUCCGCUUAUACACGAAAGAAUCAAGGGUCUGCAUGAGGCUGGAAAGAUUCUGCUGGACAAGUAUAAGGGCACGUUUGUGGAGUGCAUCAAGUCGUGCAACGGCUCUGCGGAGAAGCUGCUGCAGUUGAUUGUCAAAGAAUUUGAGUCGUACCGGGAUGAGGCUGAUUACGAGGGGCACAGGAUCAGCAUUUACAAGAGGGCUCAGAUAUUGAUCGGCGACAUCUGGGCCUGUUUCGAAGGACGCGGGCUCGGCAAAUUCGAUGACAUCGACAGCAUCGCGAUGUUCGCCGAUUACCGUAUCCCACAAGUGCUUGUACAUUACGGCACUAUGCGCUACAGUGAUUCGCUGAUGAGCAAGCUGAAAUCCGACGAGCCGUUGAAGCAGGGCAGCAGGGAGGAGGUUGAGAUACGUGCCUGCUCGAUUGAGGCGGUCGAGCGGGUGUGCGACGAGGUGCGGUGUUUGAUCGCAGCCGAUUCGAAAUUGGACUUAAAUCCGUCGAAAGAUGUCAACGCAAUCGUGAUCGACCAUUACCUGUGGGACUAUCGACGAGAGUAUGCGCAAGAAUUGGAGCACAUACCAUUCCACAAAACAAGAACCAUUUACUACUAGAGAAUUGCGCGGGACGCAAGGAUAUAUACUGAACGAAGAAACAAAAAGAUUCCAUAUAUCAAAUUUCGAAGAAAGCAAAUUACAUCUCUAUUCCUUCAAUUGUUCAAUUAUAUUUUAUUAUAUUUUGUAAUGUUCUGUGUAUAAAAUGCAAGAUAAAAUGAAAUAAAGUUUAUAUUACAUGUUUCAAGA
Cyphomyrmex costatus is the source of this 1406-nucleotide messenger RNA. Its product is annotated as UPF0553 protein C9orf64 homolog. Bases 204 to 1217 code for a protein of 337 amino acids. Lineage: Eukaryota; Metazoa; Arthropoda; Insecta; Hymenoptera; Formicidae. The record is from RefSeq and is a predicted model, not a curated record. The transcript has a single exon.